GUUGGGAGGUAACAUGUGCAGCUGCACACAUGUAAACACAAGGGCUCCGGUAAUCGAAAAAAAUAUAUAUCUUCGUUUUCGGAAAUUGGAGUGAUUUAAUAAAUUCUUCAUAAAAUCAUCUUCAGUAUUCGCACAAUUGCGGGGGUAAAAGGCUAUUGCGGGGGUAUUCGUCGUGUACGUGACAUUUGUAUCAUAAAAAUCGCGUGGAGCAACCUCUGAGGAGGCUGGAAACCCCAGGAUUACGUGAGGAUUUGGUCCAUGAGAUUUUGAGAAUAAAUUGUUGAUUCCUGGCUUUUAUUGUUGGGGGGACAAUGGGGAAUAUUGGGGCGAAACUGAUGAGGCUUGCGAAGACUUAUAAUGUUGGCAAUAGGGCCCAGAAGGUCAUCAGCAAGGAGAAACCGACACCUGCUCCGAGCUAUCCGUCCACUGCCCAGCAGAUAGAAAUUGCUGAUCAAGUGAAUCCAAAUUUCAUGAAGACUCAUUACAAACAAGACCCAGUCUUUCAUGAUCGAUUGAAACACGUUUACGUGACGUCGAAUGCUCAAUUCGCGAGUGAGGAACAAAGAUCGGAGAAACUACCACAGAAUAAAGAAGGGUCUCAAGCGUGGGAUUAUGGGUUUUGGGAGCCAGAGAAAGCGCAACAGGGAAAAAUCCUCCUGAAGGAUGCUUUGAAGUUUAUGUCUGACAAUACGACUGAUCCCGAGAAGAACAACGCGAAAAAGAUAGCAAAACAGUACAAAUUAGCUCACAAAGACGUCGAGAAUAUUCUGGAGUACUACAGAGUCUUCCAGAUAAUAGUCCCACCUAAGGACACUCACCGAUGGAAUCUAAAGGUCCCGAGCAUUACAGAAAUUCUGGGGAAAUCUUCAGAAAAAAAAGUUUCUAAAGUAGAAUGAGACUAUUUUCUUCAGAAUUGCGGAACAAUUUAAAAGUUGAAUACGAUUUUUUAUUAAUUGUGCGAUUAUCUUGCAAAGCAGUUGUUUUAUCAAAAAAUAUCAAAAGACCUUUUUUGUAGAGGAUUCAAUUCUCCACAAAAAAGUUUAUUGACAUUUCCUCCUAAAAACACUCCUUAUCGAGAUAAUUGCCAUAGUGAAUAAAUGAAGGAUAUUUAAUAGCUGUAUCAAAUAUUCUCGCAGAGAAUACUGUACAUAACGAGUAAG
This is a messenger RNA of Diachasma alloeum, 1160 nucleotides long. Its product is annotated as protein NDUFAF4 homolog. The transcript has 4 exons. NCBI's taxonomy places the organism in Eukaryota, Metazoa, Arthropoda, Insecta, Hymenoptera, Braconidae. Gene Ontology annotation, biological process: mitochondrial respiratory chain complex I assembly. Bases 312 to 896 code for a protein of 194 amino acids. The record is from RefSeq and is a predicted model, not a curated record. Gene Ontology annotation, cellular component: mitochondrion.